UAUUUCUUCUUUUAUAGUUUUAUUAAAUUCAAGUAAUAAUAAAAUUGUUCUAAUCAAAUAAACAAAUAAAUUAUGGCAGCGAAUUAUUACUUUGCUAUUGUUGGUCAUGCCGAUAAUCCAUUAUUUGAAAUAGAGUUUAAUAAUUCUAGUAAGGAUACUAAGAAAGAAGAUCAUACACAUUUGAGUCAAUUCAUAGCUCAUGCAGCACUUGAUCUUGUCGAUGAGCAUACAUGGAAAACAACAAAUAUGUAUUUCAAAGUUGUAGAUAAAUUUAAUCAAUGGUUUGUAAGUGCAUUUGUAACAGCAACACAUAUACGAUUUGUUAUGGUACAUGAUAGUAAAAAUGAAGAUGGAAUUAAAAAUUUUUUUAAUGAAAUGUAUGAAACGUACAUAAAGUAUUCCAUGAAUCCAUUUUAUAGAUUAAAUACACCUAUUAAAUCUGUUGGUUUUGAAAAAAAGGCACAGCUAUAUGGCAGAAAAUAUUUAUCUUCGUAAUAAAUUUCAUUCAA
Polistes dominula (European paper wasp) is the source of this 509-nucleotide messenger RNA. It is a transcript of the gene Trs20, whose product is annotated as trafficking protein particle complex subunit 2. The record is from RefSeq and is a predicted model, not a curated record. Lineage: Eukaryota; Metazoa; Arthropoda; Insecta; Hymenoptera; Vespidae. Gene Ontology annotation, biological process: endoplasmic reticulum to Golgi vesicle-mediated transport.